UGAGCUGUCUGCAGCAGUGCUGAGAGGACCAGCCAUUUUACUUAUGGAAAACAGUGUAGCAUAUUCUGCUGAGCUUUACCCCGGAAGAAGCAUUUUUAAAAAACAAACACAAAAAAAAAGUCUAUUCAGAGAAGAAAGAAGCAAUGGGCACGAUAGCGUACAAGUAUUACAGCCGCGCAUGCCUGCAAGCCGCUGUUUGGACACGCCGUUGACUGCGGCUGCGGUUCUAAUUAGCUGAGUGGAGAAAGUGGAAUGCAGAGUGAUAAUGCUACAUAUCUGCUAUCAGGCACCAGAAAAGGUUUUUGUCUCCGGAAGGCAAACCUUCCCUGCAAUAUUAUCUCAGCAGCUCCCUCGCUGCUUGCCCUGGAAACUAGUGAUCAAAAAGGAGGGUGUUGCCCUCGCUAACACCGGUCCUGUGCGUGGCUGUCGCAUGUGAGCAGCAGGUCUGAAAAAGCAGGUGUGUGCUCGGACGGCCCCUGGGCUGUAACGCAGGCAGACGCUCUCGGGUUUACCUGCUUGCUGUUAACAGAUUGUGGGCUCACAGGGCAUCUGCCAGCGCGCUGAGGCCCAGGCGGAGGCGGAGCAGGGGGUCCGGCGUCCCACCUGACUGUGAGAGACACUUGGAUUGGACUUAACCUUAAACCUCUGGAGUUCAAGACCUUUUAAAAAGGGCUAAAUAAACAAUCUCUACAUGUAAAAGGCCACUGACUCCUACUCUGCUUAGAGCCAACGGUUGAACACAGCUGCCUGGAGAACCAGAAUAGGACAGACUCAUAUACCAUUCUGAUCUGGGUGCAUUUCUUCAGAAGUCCAGAGAGCUGAGCUAAUUACACUCCUCAGUUUGGGGCACAUGACCCAUGCUAGGCUCCUACAGGAAAACCGAAGACUUUAAUAGCAAACCUUCCAAGGCCAAAAUGAAUACAGAUAGCGGUGGGUGUGCUCGCAAACGUGCCGCCAUGUCUGUUACCUUAACAUCUGUGAAGAGAGUUCAAAGUUCUCCAAACCUAUUGACUGCAGGGCGUGAUUCUCAGUCACCAGACUCAGCUUGGAGGUCUUACAAUGAUCGAACUCAAGAGACACUGAACGGAGAUGCUACAUAUUCAUCUCUUGCAGCAAAAGGUUUCAGAAGCGUUCGACCAAACCUACAAGAAAAAAAAUCACCAACUCAGGCACCCCUUCCACCAGCCGAAAAAGAGAGCUUUUGUAGUUCCUUGAUAACCGAUCACACAAAGAGUGACACUUUAGACCAAUUACGAACUAACACACAAAUUUCUUCCUGUGCAGAGUACGUUACUAAUAAAAAAUCAGAUCAGGGAACUAUGUAUUCUAACGAAGAUCCCAAUCAAACAAUCAUAUAUUCCGAAGAAUCUAACACAACCGUGUCGUAUACACAUAAAAUCACUAACCCAGUACCAGCAGUUCCCAGCACAAGUGCCUCACCAUUGGCUGACCUCAAUACUCCAGUUCUACAAGAGGACUACAUGCAGGAUUCUCAGUCUCGGAGAAUUUCCACCUUGAAACUAACCCAUAACCAGGAUCUAGGCAGUAGCAUCCCCUUUAACACUCCACGGCUUUUCAAACCUAUCGAGGUACCAUCGUUUCUCAAAAGGCCUUGCUCACCCCCUCCUAACCCAGUGCCUGAGAAACACACAGCAUCUCUCUCCAUUCAGAUAGCUCCCCUUUCAGGACAUGAUCCUGAAGGCCUCAAACAGCCACCUGAGCUUUCUCCAGAGACUACAAAGAUACCUCUUCAACAAGAGAGACCCAAAUCUGCAGUUGCUGCGGCCUCUCAGUCCUCAGACUGCCGGGUGCUUGGAAAUCAGAAUUUAACUGCCAAUGCGUUGGAGGUAAAUGCUUCACUGACACACAGCCAAACUUUACCAGAAGCCUCUUCUCCGUGCUCUUCUUCUAUGAGCCAGAUAACAGUGAAUGGAAACUCGGGAGGUGCUGUGAGCCCGAUGAGUUACUAUCAACGGCCAUUUUCCCCUUCAGCCUACUCUCUCCCAGGCUCACUGAACUCAAGCAUUAUCAUGCAGCAUGGCAGAUCACUUGAUUCCACAGAGACCUAUUCCCAGCACGCGCAGUCUCUGGACGGCACCUCUGGCAGCUCCAUCCCACUGUACCGGUCCUCAGAGGAGGAGAAGAGAGUGACGGUCAUCAAAGCCCCGCAUUACCCGGGGAUCGGGCCAGUGGAUGAAUCCGGAAUCCCCACAGCAAUUAGAACGACAGUUGACCGGCCGAAGGACUGGUACAAGACAAUGUUUAAGCAGAUCCACAUGGUGCACAAGCCGGAUGAUGACAGAGACAUGUAUAACACUCCUUACACAUACAACGCAGGGCUGUACAACCCACCCUACACGGCUCAGUCGCACCCGGCUGCAAAGACCCAGACCUACAGACCUCUCUCCAAAAGCCACUCUGACAACGGCACCGAUGCCUUUAAAGAUGCGCCUCCUCCAGUGCCUCCCCCACAGGUUCCGCCUCCAGUCCCACCCAUGCGACCCAGAGACUGGUCUUCAACAGAAAAGCAUGACUGGGAUCCUCCAGACAGAAAAGUGGACACAAGAAAAUUCCGAUCCGAGCCAAGGAGUAUUUUUGAAUAUGAACCUGGGAAGUCAUCAAUUCUGCAGCAUGAGAGACCACCCUCUCUCCCAGCACCUCCGACACCUGUCCCACGGGAACCUGGCCGGAAGCCUCCUUCCAUUUCACCCUACGGAGACGUAACUGGUAGCCCCUCCCCUCCGCCCAGGAGUGGGGUCCCCACACCAAGCAUGUGUGCCCCGGCUCUCUCUCCCAUCCGGACUGAUCGCAUAAAUCCAGAUGACAUAGAUUUAGAAAAUGAGCCCUGGUAUAAAUUCUUUUCAGAACUGGAGUUUGGACGUCCGCCUCCUAAAAAGGCUCUGGACUAUGUUCAAGAUCAUUCUUCUGGUGUUUCCAAUGAGGCCUCUGUGUAUCAGUCCUCUAUAGACAGAAGCCUGGAAAGACCCACAAGUUCCGCCAGCAUGUCCAGUGACUUUAGGAAACGGAGGAAGAGCGAGCCUGCAGUGGGUCCACCCAGGGGCUUGGGGGAUCAAAGUGCAAGCAGGACCAGCCCAGGGCGGGCGGACCUCCCAGGAUCAAGCACCACCCUUACGAAGUCUUUCAUUAGUUCUUCUCCUUCAUCCCCAUCAAGAGCGAAAGGUGGGGAUGAUAGCAAAGUGUGCCCAUCCCUUUGCAGUUACUCAGGGCUCAACGGCAACCCCUCCCAUGAGUUAGAUUACUGUAGCCCUUAUAGACAACACUUGGACGUCCCACGGGACUCACAGAGAGCCAUUACUUUCAAAAAUGGCUGGCAAAUGGCCCGGCAAAAUGCAGAGAUCUGGAGCAGUACUGAAGAAACAGUCUCCCCCAAAAUCAAAUCCCGUAGCUGUGAUGAUCUGCUCAAUGAUGACUGUGAUAGCCUCCCUGACCAGAAAACCAAGUCAGAAAGCAUGGGCUCUCUGUUGUGUGAAGAGGAUGCGAAAGAGAGCUGCCCCAUCGGGUGGGCUUCCCCCUACAUCCAGGAAGUUCGUGGCAAUGGCAGAUCCAGACUCAGACACAGGUCAGCCCACAAUGCCCCUGGCUUCCUAAAAAUGUACAAGAAAAUGCACCGCAUUAACCGCAAGGAUUUGAUGAAUUCAGAAGUGAUUUGCUCCGUGAAGUCAAGAAUUCUGCAAUACGAAAAGGAGCAACAACACAAGGGCCUAUUCCAGGGAUGGAGCCAGUCCUCCACAGAGGAGGUGCCCAGGGACAUGGUCCCCACCCGCAUUUCUGAGUUUGAAAAGUUGAUCCAGAAGUCAAAAUCCAUGCCCAAUUUAGGGGAUGAAAUGUUAUCUCCUAUGACCCUGGAACCGCAACAAAAUGGCUUAUGUCCCAAGAGGCGAUUUUCCAUCGAGUCUUUGUUGGAGGAAGAAAAUCAAAGUAGACACCCGUCUCAGGUACAACGAAGCUACCAAUCUAAGGCCCUGGUGCCAAUUCACAUCGAAGUCACCAGUGAGGAGCACCCGAGAACUCACGUGGAAUUUUCUGAUAGUGACCAAGACGGAGUCGUGUCUGACCACAGUGACUACAUUCACGUAGAGGGGUCGUCCUUCUGCAGCGAAAGUGAUUUCGAUCACUUUUCCUUCACAUCUUCCGAAAGUUUUUAUGGAUCCAGCCACCACCACCAUCAUCAUCACCACCACCACCACCGGCACCUCAUCAGUUCCUGCAAAGGCAGAUGCCCGGCCUCUUAUACUCGAUUUACCACAAUGUUAAAACAUGAGAGAGCUAGGCAUGAAAAUACAGAAGAGCCUCGGAGACAAGAAUUGGACCCUGGCCUUUCUAAACUUGCAUUUCUAGUCAGUCCUGUGCCUUUCCGGAGGAAAAAAAAUUCAACUCCCAAAAAACACACUGAAAAGGCAAAAUGUAAGACAUCUGUAUUUGAGGCUCUGGAUUCUGCCCUUAAAGACAUCUGUGAUCAAAUUAAAGCUGAAAAGAGAAGGGGAAGUUUGCCAGACAACAGUAUCUUGCACCGUCUUAUCAGUGAGCUGCUGCCAGAUAUUCCUGAAAGGAAUUCAUCACUCAAAGCUCUAAAAAGGAGUCCCAUGCACCAGCCUUUCCACCCACUGCCUCAAGAUGGUGCUAUUCAUUGUCCCUUGUACCAGAAUGAUUGUGGGAGAAUGCCUCACAGUGCCUCGUUCCAAGAUAUGGACACGACCAACAACAACUACCACCAAGACCAUGACAGUGCUCUGGGGCCCCAAGACCGGGACUCCCCUAGAAGUUACUCAUCCACUUUGACUGACUUGGGGAGAAGUACGCCAAGGGAAAGAAGAGGAACUCCAGAAAAAGAGAAAUUGCCUGCAAAAGCUGUUUAUGAUUUUAAGGCUCAGACGUCGAAGGAAUUGUCAUUUAAAAAAGGAGAUACUGUCUACAUCCUCAGGAAAAUUGAUCAAAAUUGGUAUGAGGGAGAACACCAUGGAAGAGUGGGCAUUUUUCCAAUCUCUUAUGUCGAGAAACUCACACCUCCUGAAAAAACACAGCCUGCAAGGCCACCUCCCCCAGCCCAGCCUGGAGAAAUCGGAGAAGCUAUAGCCAAAUAUAAUUUCAACGCAGACACAAACGUAGAGCUAUCUCUGAGGAAGGGAGAUAGAAUUAUUCUUCUUAAAAGAGUUGAUCAAAACUGGUAUGAAGGUAAAAUUCCAGGAACCAACAGACAAGGCAUCUUCCCUGUUUCCUAUGUAGAGGUCGUCAAGAAGAAUACAAAAGGUGCUGAGGACUACCCUGAACUCCCAAUACCCCACAGCUAUUCUAGCGAUAGAAUUCACAGCUUAAGUUCAAACAAGCCACAGCGUCCUGUGUUUACUCAUGAAAACAUUCAAGGUGGGGGGGAACCGUUUCAGGCUCUGUAUAACUAUACUCCUAGGAAUGAAGAUGAGCUGGAACUCAGAGAAAGUGAUGUCAUUGAUGUGAUGGAAAAGUGUGAUGAUGGAUGGUUUGUGGGAACCUCAAGAAGAACCAAAUUCUUUGGUACUUUUCCCGGAAAUUAUGUGAAGAGGCUGUGAAUCACUCUCCCUUCUUAUUUAUGCUGCAUUUCGGCAACACAUCUACAUAAACUUGCCUGAAACAUCCCGCAGGUUCCCGUUGUCAUGCCUUAUGGUGUCCAACCCGCCAUCACCAUCCGCACCUGCCACCAAACCACCAGCAGAGUAACCACCGCUGAGAGCCUGGGGGAGACAGGGCAGACUGGCUUCCGCAUGACAGUGCAUGUUCCCGCGUGCUGCGCUGAGCUUUGCAAAGUCAGUAUUUGAGAUGAAAAAGAAAGUCGCUAUCCUUAAAAAGAGUAAAAAAAAUUUAGGCAAAAGAAAGAAAGUUCACCAGGAGGCUCUGUGGUCUCCUGGUCCUAUGUCAACAUUUCUGGAAGAUGUUCUCCCCUCAGGCAACCAGAAGAUUGUUUAUUAGGACAUGCUGUGGUUUGCAUUUUCACAUCCUGAGCUUGGCACUCUAUUUUUCUUUCACGAGUUUGCCUAGUGUCCUGGUUUACACACUCUGACAACUGUACUUCAGCUAUCGUUUGCCUGCACUUAUAUGUUGUAAUAGGCACAGUGAUUAUAAAAUCUAAAGCAAGAAUAGGAAAGUAAAUUUGAAUGAGUAUGACUUGGUUGAUUGAAUGUGAGUUUCCAAAUAGGCGUCUUUUCCUGCAAUUCCUUUUGUACUUUUUAGAAGUGCAAACAGUGAGUAAGAGCCUUUGGUUAAUAAUCAUGAGAAUACAAGAAGUUUAGCUAGACUCUGAAAAAAAAAAAAAAAACUAUUGUGUUGUAAAGUUGCAUUGCUAUUUUAUAUUAAAAUGUAAUAAUCAGCAUUAUGAACAAUGAGCUCUUAGUGUUUUAUUUAUCUGAUACAACUUAAAUAAAAGCAGUGUUAGUGAGAGGUGCAAAGACUGAUGCUAACAUAGACACUUGAACGUAUCUGUAAGCAAUAUCUGUAGGUAAGACUUCACUGUGUGUACACAUAUGCAUUGAGAUUGUAUGAGAACAUAUCAUCCGUAUGAUAUGUCGUACAUUUUAUGGAAAUGUAAGAGAAUCCCACACAUUAUUUUAUAGAAAUAGAGUACUUCAGAGGCAUCACAAGUAUUAGAGCUGGUUUUAGCAAGGAUUAUGAUCAAUACAUUUAUUUUUACUACGAUAAUUAUUUUUCUUCUAUGGAACUCAGAAUCCUGGCUACAUUUGAGAACAGGAAUAUGUUGAGUCUGGUUUUUCCUGGUGUGUGUAAAGUUUUUCCUGGGAAUAAAUUAGGCACGUUGUAAAGACGAUGUUAAAUCAUUCGGGUUAUAUUUUCUGCCUUGAGGCAGAAAUGUAUAAGAUGAUAUUGGGAUCUGAAAGAUUUAAUAUGGUUAACAGUGCCUGAUUUACACAUGCCCCGAAAACUAGCUUUGUAUUUCUUAUGACUUUGCAUAAGAACUCUUCAUCUUUGGAUCUCGAGCACCUUAGAGAUAAAACUUUUUAUGGCAUUUCUUCCGUGGACAGUGAUUGAUCUUUUCACGAUGUAUGUAGAAUUUAGUAUUUUGUACAUAUGUUUGCUCUUGUUUUGUACAGACUAUUUAGUUGUUGAGAAAAUGGGGAAAUUUCCUAAUUUGGUCUUUAUCCUGCACUUAAACUAAACUAAAACACUUUCAGCACAUUAUUCUUCAUGCAUCUCACAGGUCACAAGCCCCCCAUUGGUAGUGUGAGUCUGUAAGAAGGCAUUUAUGCAAAACUUUAUGAUUUUAAAAGAUCUUAGCAGCCAACCCAAAAUGUACAUAAAUACUGAUUACAGAGAAAUUUCAUUAGGAAGAAGAUAAAGGAAAACAUCAUUGCAUAGUUUACCUUAGUUACUGUUAAGUUCACAACCAG
This is a messenger RNA of Tupaia belangeri chinensis (Chinese tree shrew), 7391 nucleotides long. It is a transcript of the gene SORBS2, whose product is annotated as sorbin and SH3 domain containing 2. NCBI's taxonomy places the organism in Eukaryota, Metazoa, Chordata, Mammalia, Scandentia, Tupaiidae. The record is from RefSeq and is a predicted model, not a curated record. Gene Ontology annotation, cellular component: neuronal cell body; dendrite; plasma membrane. The transcript has 30 exons. Gene Ontology annotation, molecular function: protein binding. Bases 858 to 5564 code for a protein of 1568 amino acids. Gene Ontology annotation, biological process: Notch signaling pathway.